Messenger RNA from Priceomyces carsonii, 2328 nucleotides. RefSeq lists its product as uncharacterized. Lineage: Eukaryota; Fungi; Ascomycota; Pichiomycetes; Serinales; Debaryomycetaceae. The record is from RefSeq and is a predicted model, not a curated record. The coding region runs from base 1 to 2328 and encodes 775 amino acids. The transcript has a single exon.
AUGAUUCGACAGGUUUCACGAAGCCACUUUAUAAGAGGAUACUCUAGCUUAAGCACUCAUACAGUUCCAAACUCUAGUCUUGAACAAAUGUCUGCUAUUCAAUCAACCAUCAGGAAGGAUAUAUUUUCAAGAAGAGAGAAAAGGAAUGUGGUCAACUACUUGAAACUUUCGUAUGAUUCUUAUCCUAACCCCUUAUUCAAUAUGGAAAAAGAUGAAAUACUAAAACUCUCGAUUCCAGAAUAUUUGCAUUUAGCCAAAGUGCCUUACAAGUCUUUAACAGAAACUAACAAUUUUUGCACACAAGUAGCGGAAAUAAUACACGAUUUGAUAAUAGUUGACAUAAAGAGAGUAGUUAAGAUGAUAGAAGGGCUCAAAGAUGAAAAACUUAAAGAUAUAGUGUUGCUUAUAGUAAGGCAAAAUAUGAUUUCAGACAGAAUAAAACGUUCCAUUUUUGAGUUCAUUAUAUCCCCAUCAAGUCCUGAAUUUACUCUGGGUUUUUUUAAAAACCUCAAAUAUAUUAUAGGGCAGGUUGAUAAGAAUACCGUGGAGAGAUGUGAGUUACUAUUGAACUAUUUAAAUACGCUUGCACUGAUUAACCAUAUAAACAAAAAACCUAUACUCCUAAGCACGGAGCUUUUUGAUAAAGUGAGGAGACUAAUACCUGGAGAAAAGCGUGGAGAAUUAUAUCUGUAUUUCCUUAACUUAAACAUUCAAACAAAAGAUCUCAAGCAGCUUGAAAAAAUAAAAAGGAAGCUAAUGAAGGGUUCUAAUCUUGAGAAAUUUGUCGCACGUACGGGCUGGAUAGCGCCUAAGUGGCAUGACGUGAACAGAUCAUCUCUAGGCAUAAGGCAUGAAAAAAAGAUGGAGAAUUUUUUUUCGAUAAAGGAUCUAGAAAUAUUUGCAAAUUUUGCAAUUCAAAGAACUGAUAUUGUGAAUGCUAAUCUCUAUUUGAGGUUGCUAGUGCAAAAAUUCGAGAGCAAAUGCAUGGGGCAAUUGAGUAACCAUAAUCCACUUAGAAUGGGCGAUACUACAACAGACGAGGAUACGCAAAUUGUAUUGAACUUAAUCUUGCAGCACAUAAUGACUUUCAGAGGGCCGGACCACAGUGUGAAAGUUUUGAAAUACAUGAUAAAAAAUGAUCUUGAAAUAUCUUUUAAAACCCUUUUCAUUUUGGUGAGAAAUUUGAGAACACAAGGAUACCACCAAGAAUGUCUUAAAAUAAUUAACAGUAUUAAUUUGACAAGUUUGACAGAAGAACAAAGAUUGAGAUUAGUUGAGGAGAUUGUUUUAUUGAUUAAAGAGAAAUUUCCAGACUCACCCAAGAUUUUAAUCGGAUAUAUAGUAUCCUGCUUCAAUGGGUCGGGAUCGCAUGAAAGUGCGUUUGAUAUAUUGAAUGAUAUAAACUUAUUAGGAAUAUGCUAUGGAAAUGGCAAAAUUGGUACAAUCAACUCGAUUGAAUCUGUACUGAAGGCGAACAUAGACUCCAGGUUGACUGGAUUUAAUCUCACGCAUUCUGCGUUGGCUAACAUAUAUGAGGUAGUUUUAAACACUAUACCUAGAGCUCAAGUCACGCCUGAAUUCAUAUCUAUGCUUUAUGAUCACUAUAUUGGGAUGAUAGCUAAGAAGAGAGAUUAUACAAACUUAUUUGACAAGGAGCAUUUGGACGACAGCGUGGUAACUAUUUUGGUUAAAUAUCUUUUAAAAGUAAAUGUGAAUUCUGCUGAUAUGGAACUUACUUAUUCUAAAACAAAUUUUGAGAUUGCAAAGAAGAUUGUGACCGAUUUCAAUAAAAGAGCUAAAUUAAAGAGAAAGAAUAGGUCAGUUUUCUUGCAAGAAUUACUCGUUUACUCAAGUUUACUUUAUCAUAAUGACUACCAAUUUGCACUACUGGAAGUAAGGUUCUCUCGUUCCAAAGGACUACCCUUUUCUUUCAAUCAAGUCUAUCCAUUCAUUCAGUACCACUUUUAUAAUAAGCAGUACGAUCAGGCUAAAUUAUGGUAUGACCAACUAGUCAAGCAUGGUGUGAAGACAACCGCAUUUCCAGCAAAGAACUUAUACCGUAUUGCUCGGCAACUACAAUGGCCAAUCAGUGGGUUUACAUAUCGUAAGCUAUUGAUUCACAGGAACCAUAAGAAGAGGGAUGAGCUCAGAAAAUUGGCUAACGAUCCAAUUAAUAUGAUAGACCACUCGGAGCUUGAAAAUGAAAUUACUGAAGAACUUAUUCACGGUAGCAGAUCCGAAGAAAAGAGAAAUUCCAAUUUUAGCGAAGAAUUGGCUAGUGUUGUAUACCAGGCGAAUUUUUCCACCCCAAGUAGAGGCGAAUCGUAA